Molecule: messenger RNA, 1926 nt
Organism: Alnus glutinosa
Lineage: Eukaryota; Viridiplantae; Streptophyta; Magnoliopsida; Fagales; Betulaceae
Product: protein NRT1/ PTR FAMILY 7.2-like
Exons: 6
Coding region: 1-1926 (641 amino acids)
Biological process (GO): transmembrane transport
Cellular component (GO): membrane
Molecular function (GO): transmembrane transporter activity
Source: RefSeq, a predicted model, not a curated record
AUGGAGACAUUACUACAGGCUCAGACCGAGAGGAAUGACGCCUUGGAGCAACGCAUGCUACACCUCGAGAUUGUGCUCACCUCCAUAGGAGUAUCACAUGUGAGCCCUGGUGUUCAGCAGUCUCCACCUGCAAACGGAGGUAGUACAUCGUCUGGUGGCGUGGAUGGAAAGGUGAAAAAUGGGCGAGAGGCUUGCACACUUGAUGGAACUGUUGAUUGGCAUGGCCGCCCUGCAGUCCGACAGAGAACUGGUUCUUGGGUCGCUGCAAUUUUGAUCCUUGUGAAUCAAGGGCUAGCUACGUUGGCAUUCUUCGGAAUAGAAGUGAACUUGGUGUUGUUUUUGACGAGGGUGUUGGGUCAAGAUAACGCCGAGGCAGCUAACAACGUUAGCAAAUGGACAGGAACUGCUUACCUUUUCUCCCUCGUCGGUGCCUUCCUUAGCGAGUCUUACUUGGGAAGAUACAAGACUUGUGCCAUCUUCCAAGCAAUCUUUGUCCUUGGCCUAGUAUCACUCUCCAUAUUGUCAUCCAUAUUCUUAAUCAAGCCUAGUGGGUGUGGAAGUGAUCAUGUUCAUUGUGGAUCCCAUCCAGGCUUUCAUCUAGCACUGUUCUACCUCUCAAUAUACCUUGUUGCCUUGGGAAACGGAGGCUACGAACCAAACAUAGCUACAUUUGGAGCAGAUCAGUUUGAUGAAGAGGAUUCUAGCGAAGUACCCUCUAAAAUAGCAUUCUUCAGCUACUUUUACUUGGCUUUGAACCUGGGAUGCCUCUUUUCAAACACUAUUUUGGGCUAUUUUGAGGAUGGAGGGAACUGGGCACUAGGGUUUUGGGCAUCAGCUAUCUCUGCUGCUCUGGCAUUGGUCUUGUUUCUUUGUGGCACCAAAAGGUACAGGCAUUUCAAACCUCAAGGCAAUCCCCUCUCUAGAUUUUGCCAAGUGCUGGUCGCUGCUUCAAGAAAAUGGAAGGCUGAGAUGACCCCAAGAGGAGAAGAUUUGUUUGAGUUUCAAGAAAAGGAUUAUGCCAAGAAUGGGGACAGAAAGAUACUCCACACUCAAGGCUUCAAAUUCUUGGAUAGAGCAGCAGCUAUCACUUCGGAGGACUUCCACCAGAUGGACAGGGAGACUUACAAUCCAUGGCAUCUUUGCACCGUGACACAAGUUGAAGAAGUCAAAUGCGUUUUAAGGCUCCUCCCAAUCUGGCUAUGCACGAUUAUGUACUCAGUAGUUUUCACUCAAAUGGCGUCUCUCUUUGUGGAACAAGGUGCUGCCAUGAAGACCACCAUUGCCAAGUUCCACAUUCCCCCAGCAAGCAUGUCUAGCUUUGACAUUCUCAGUGUCACAGCUUUCAUUUUCAUUUACAGACGGGUUCUCGACCCUCUUCUUGCCAGGUGGAAGAAGAGUGGUAAAGGAUUCACCGAGCUUGAGAGGAUGGGAGUUGGCCUUGUUAUAGCAAUAUUGGCAAUGAUUGCAGCUGGGCUUGUAGAGUCUUUCAGGUUAGACCAUGCAACAACGAAGUGCCCCAACUGUGAAGGUUCGAGCUCUUUGAGCAUCUUUUGGCAAAUUCCACAGUACGUACUUAUUGGAGCAUCUGAGGUUUUCGUGUACGUUGCUCAGCUAGAAUUCUUCAAUGGGCAGGCUCCCGACGGGUUAAAGAGCUUCGGAAGUGCCCUUUACAUGCUAUCCAUAUCGCUGGGAAACUAUGUGAGCAGUUUGCUGGUGACAAUUGUCAUGAAAAUCUCUGCCAGAGAUGGUUCGCCGGGUUGGAUUCCCAGCGACCUUAACAAAGGUCAUCUAGACAGAUUCUUCUUCCUCUUGGCAGCUUUGACAGCAGCUAAUCUCAUGGUCUACAUCAUAUGUGCCAAGUGGUAUAAGUAUAUCAAGUUUGAAGGAAAGAGUGGAGACAACAAUGUCGGCAACGACCACAUUUGA